UUUAGUAUCAUUGUGGACUCAGAGAGACAACUGAUCGUAUGUCAUUGAAUGCUGUCUCAAGCUUGAUCUUGUUGAAACUCUUAAUUAUUAUCGAGAAUCCAACCUGGAACAUCGACAACACGCUCAACAAGGAAUCCGCUUUAGCCAGAUGAAACUCUGAAAUAUUCAAAAGUUUUGUGAGUAAACGUUAACCUGAAGGAAAGAAAACUCUGUGUUAAAACUUUUUGUUUUUCUUUAUCUUCGCAGAGAACUUACAAUAUUAACUACAAAUCAUGGCAACAGCCUUUGUUAACUGGACUUUUUUUCUAGUGGUCUUCCAAAUUUCUCAAGCAUGGGGUCAAUUCCUGUUAUUGUCUUCGGACAAGAAGAAAGACUGCAAUAUGAACUGCAGUAGGGCUAAGUUAGUCCCUGUGUGUGCCACCGACGGGCGAACGUACCAAUCAAUCUGUGAAAUAGAACGUGCCAAGUGUGAGGGUUACCCUAUCGAACUAAAGCAUCAUGGGGAGUGUCCUGUUUCUGCCCGCUGCUUAGCCCAGAGGAAUAUGACCGAAAGUCAAUACAAACAUGACCAAGCCGUCAUGUUUAAACCACAGUGUAAGGAAGACGGUUCCUUCAAAGCAAUCCAGUGUCAUCAGCUAUCCGGCUACUGCUGGUGCGUGGAUAAACACGGAAAACCUCUCUCUGGGUCUUCUGUCAAGCAUGGAAAACCCAAGUGCAACACUCUUGGAAAACGUAGUGAUCAAGAGCGUUUAUUUCAUGCAGAUCGCAAGAGAAAAGUGUGCAGUAAUACAGACAGAACAACCUUCCACAAAAACCUAGUGAACAUCUUUCGAUCUGAAUACAAGCGACUGCUCUGGUCCCAAGAUAAUGACCCCAAGGCUGAUUCUGGGAGCAAGCACGUGAUUCAAUGGAAGUUUCGCCAACUCGACUCUAACCGAGAUAAUACGCUCAGAAGAAAAGAAUUUGGUGAUCUACGACGAAUGGCCAAAAAGAUCGUGGAGCCUCGCCUGUGUGCUAUAACGUUUGCGAGACACUGUGAUUUUAAUCAAGAUAAGAUCAUUUCUCUUAGCGAAUGGACGUCAUGCCUUACGAUGGACAUUAGUCUUUCUUUUCAAAUUUUUAUGUCAUUAAAUUCAGAGGAGCAGGAAGAGGCCAAAACCAAAGGAGGACGUUUCCCUGCUCAAGAAAAAAAUCGCGAUCUUCGGUCGUGGAGAAAUGUACAAUUUCCUGUAAUUCGGAAUGAGACGAGGUCUACAGAUCUAAGACCUAAGGAAGAACUCCAAGACUGCCUAACCGCCCGGAAAAAAGCGCAAGAAAAUCCAGAUAAUAGUCUGUAUAUUCCUCGUUGCAAGAAACGAAAUGGUCUAUAUGAAGAUAUUCAGUGUGUCAAACCCAAGAACAAACCGCCAACUUGCUGGUGUGUUAGGCCUAAAAAUGGCAAACCAAUUCCUAGAACUACAACACAUGGCAGCCGGCCACCUUGUAGGAAGAUGAGAAAAAUAGCCAAGAAAUUUAAAGGCUGCCGAAUUAGAAAGAAACAAAAGUUCUUACCACUAUUUAUUGACUACAUAAUGCAAGAAAUGUUGGAAUCAACAAGAAACAUAUCGUUAAGUAGAACAGUAAGAUCAACCAAAGAACAGGCAGCAAGAUGGAAGUUUAAUCAUUUGGACUCUAACAAGAACCAGAUGAUAGACAGAAAAAGCAAAGAAGGAAAACUGUUUAGGCGACAAUGGAAAUUCUUUAGAAAACCCCAUAGAGGACGAAAAAGGCUGAAGAAAUGUUGGCGAAAUUUCUUGAGAUUCUGUGACAAACUAGGGAACAACGACAAGAAAAUCUCGCUAACGGAAUGGCUGGAAUGUACAGAAGUGAAAAAAGGGGACAUGCCCGAAAACUUAAUAUCGAAGCUAGAAGGGCCUCAUCCAUUUAUAGGUUUAUUGAAAGCUCGUUAGAUUAAUCUUCAAGUCCCUUCCAGCCAUCUAGCGGAAGAAACAAGAGAACGUUGAGAAAUAAUUAUUUGUCAAUUAAAAUAAUACAAAUUUGUGUACCAACUGAGACCAGAAUUAGAAAAUAAUUAAAUGCUCGAGUUUUUGAAAUUUUUUGAAGGGAAGGAACGACAAAAACUGAAUGGCCGAUUGUUGUAACAAAUAUGAGGGCUAAGCGAACAUUUCAAAGAGAUUUAUAUGUCUGACGAAAGACAUCUUUGGCAAAUGUUACAUUUUAUGAGUGUCAUACUUAAGAAUAUAUAUAUAGAAUUAACGAGCAUAAAAGAAAACGUCGGUGACGUGGCGUUUUGUUUUUAAUACUUAAGAUGGUUGUCUUUGGAAAACUUUCACAUACUCUUGCAUCAUUUUCGAAUAAGAUCUACAUUUAAUUAAUGCAAAGUCAGCGAUAGUUAAACUGUGAAAUCUGACUUCGAUGUCGCGCAGUAUAUAGAUUCUGUAAAGGUUUGAGCAAUACUCGUGAGUAUGAAAAACAAUUCAUCAACAGUUGCACCAGAAGAAGAUUGUAACUGGACAAAUUCUCUAAAACAGAAUAUUUUACCCUUUAAAUUUUAGAAGUAUGUGAACUAGAAUUAAAGUAAAAACUUUCAACACUCUUAUAAACUUUGUAUGGAAGAAUCUAGAUCUGCUGGAUAUAUAUAUAUAUAUAUAUGCAUUUAUAAGCAGAGCGUUAUAUUCCAAACAUAAUUACAAAUUAGUAAUUAUAAUAAUAUCUGUGUUUUUUAUUUUAUUUUAUCACCGUUUCGCUUGUAUUAGUAUAGCACAAAAUAACGUUUUCUUCUUACUAUAGCUAUGUCCAACGUUUGAUGAUGAUUAUGAACAACAAUUAUAACAUAAGUUUUUAGCAAUUAGUUUAUUGUAGACUAGUUAGUAAUAUUUAUUAAAUUUAUUUUUAGAGCUUAAGAAUUUUUGUUAACGCUCAGAAUCUUUACACAAAUACCAACAGGACUUCGUAAUACGUGAUCGUUAAUGAAGAUAAAUCGUUUGUGUAAAGAUUUAUUUCCAAUGAAACGUUUUUCAAAUGCCAUAGACUAUAAACAUUUGAAAGAACUGUGGCUAAUCUCAGCUAAUAAUAAUAUUAGCCUUGUGGCUUAACUUAAUACUCAGCUAAUGAUAACAUUAGUCUUGUGGUUUAGCUUAAUACUCAGCUAAUGAUAAUAUUAGUCUUGUGGCUUAGCUUAAUAUUUUUAAAUGACCAUUUUUAAUACUGCUAAAAUAAACAUGUUUGUUUACCUUA
This is a messenger RNA of Limulus polyphemus (Atlantic horseshoe crab), 3237 nucleotides long. Its product is annotated as SPARC-related modular calcium-binding protein 2-like. Gene Ontology annotation, cellular component: basement membrane. Lineage: Eukaryota; Metazoa; Arthropoda; Merostomata; Xiphosura; Limulidae. Gene Ontology annotation, biological process: extracellular matrix organization. The transcript is spliced from 13 exons. The record is from RefSeq and is a predicted model, not a curated record. Bases 273 to 1949 code for a protein of 558 amino acids. Gene Ontology annotation, molecular function: calcium ion binding; protein binding; heparin binding.